Messenger RNA from Drosophila subobscura, 1080 nucleotides. RefSeq lists its product as uncharacterized. Lineage: Eukaryota; Metazoa; Arthropoda; Insecta; Diptera; Drosophilidae. The transcript is spliced from 4 exons. Bases 91 to 993 code for a protein of 300 amino acids. The record is from RefSeq and is a predicted model, not a curated record.
AUGUCGUGACACCGAUUAAUGCGACUCUAAGCGCCUGUCUCAGUCGCAAGUACACAUAUUAGAUACAAAAUUGCUUUAAGAUACAGUAGCAUGAGCAGCGGCCACAGCAUGAGCACGCGCCAUGGCCGUAGGUCUUUUGGCCUUUGUGGUGGAUUAAUUGUGAUCUUUUGCCUAAAUGAGAUUGCCUUGGGUGCGAUGGUCUCAGCCGUCGCCUACUACACGGAGAAGCCAUCCUGGCUGCCCUCGUGCCGAAUUUAUGAGCCCGGCUUCACCAAGUGCUCCACGAACAGCAUACAGAAGCUGCUGGAUCAAAUGAACAUCGGCAUUCCAGAGAUAGUCGAGAGCUUUGGUCCCUUCGAUCCUAUGCAUGUGAGAGACAUAGUCUUCAAGCAGGACAACAAUGAGGUGGCCACCAUAAGGGCCAAUCUCACAGAUCUUGUGGUGAAGGGUUUUGCACAAACCAAGGUCAAGGAAAGCCGUGUCAGCAAGAAGGACUUUAGCUGGCAGACCAAAAUCUAUCUGCCCAAAAUGCGACUGGACGGCAAGUACCGAAUGGCUGGACGGAUUCUACUCAUACCACUGAGUGGCUCUGGCAAUAUAUUCAUAGAGAUUCACGAUCUGGAAAUACUAUUGCUAACCACGACGGAGCUGUACGAGAAGGGCGGCUUCACAUUCGACAAUGUGACGUCGGUUCGUGUGCAAUUGAAGCUCUCUCGAGUGCACACCAAUCUGGACAACCUGUUCAACGGUCGCAGCCCCGAGGUGGAGCGCAGCACCAAUCAGUUUUUCAACGACAACUGGCGAGACUUUUACGAGGCCCUCAAGCCGUUGAUUGCCGGAACCGUCGAGAACAUACUCUACGAUGUGAUGUCCAAGGUGUUCCAUCUAAUACCAGCUAAUUUCUUUGUGGAAGAUAUACCCACUCCGCAGGAUUUUUAUGGCUCCAAGCAGGUGGCUGCUAGUGAUAAUGAAUCCAAAUCCAGUGAAAAGUGAGAACUGGGAGAACCGUUUAGUGCAUUUGAGAGUCUAUUCCAGUUUUGAGCUGAGGGUUUGUCGGUGAGACAGUGGCAAUAAAUGUUU